UUGCAUAUUUUUGUGUUUCUUUUUCCAAGGUCUUCCAGUAAUUGUAUUUUUUUAAGGAAUGAAACAGGGUGGAAAAUGUUCCAUGAGCUGCAGAAAACAGAGCUUGCUGGUGAAUGACAAUCUCUCUCUCUCUAAGGGAGCUUUUUAACGGUUGAUGUUGGUAGACAUCUAUUGCUCCAGCAUCAGUUUUGUUAUUGUCUCCAAUAGCUUGAUAAUGAACUCCAUACUUAUCUAUUGAUUGCUCAAUUAGUUGUGGUUGAAUGAGCUGCCUGUAAGCACUAUUUUGGUCCUUUAUUAACUCAGAGUGAGAAUCUAGCCAAUAUAAAACUCAGAAUUACAAAUAAGCUAUAGAAAUCAAUUAUGGAGUAGUUUCUCAAUUUUGGCAAACAGUUGGGUGAAUCUGCUUGAGGAUGGAACCAAGGCGAAUCUGAGCCCCCAACUCCUUUUUUUCUUUGCUGAUCUUCCCUGAAACAGGUUUUUCAGUGCUCUGCAUGAAUACGCGAGUGUUGUAGUGAUGCUUAACCCAAAAAAAAUCAUAUCUCUAACUUGUUAGUUUAAGGGGUAUUUGGUUGCAGCAUUAAGGCAUGAUUUACGAGGCUAUUUGGUGGUCAGGUUUAAUGCUAAAUUUCAUUCAAAUCCUGCCAAGCAGUUUUUGUUGGGUUUUUACUUGAAUUGCAGGUUUCUUAAAUUCAGGGAAAGAUCGAAUUUAAUUGAUUUGUCGGUUGUUUGGUAGCAGCAUUUCGUAUGAUUUAUGCAGGGUUAAUAUAAAAUGUGAUCAUUUGCAUGCAUAGCACACAAACUUAUAUUAUUUGCUUAUUUAACAUCUUAAUACUUGAGGAUCCUAAAUCUCAUUCCUUCCCGGUUUAUAUUAGAUCCCUCAUUAGUUUUUUACUAGAAAGCAGUUUUUAGUUUUUGUAUUUAUUUUUUUGUUUUUGUAAUUGCUGAUAUUAUCCAAUUCUUCCAUAAUACUUGUUUAUAGAAAUAAUCUAUUAAUACUUAUUACUACCUAUAUGCAGGAAUGGAAUGUAAUGGGAAUUUAAGUGAGUCAGCCGAUAUUGCAAAUAUUAAGAAGAUUAUACUUGCGGCAAUAUGUGUUAUAAAUGAGUAUUAUGAAACAUAUAUUUGCAAGACACUGUGUAUGACAUCGUCAUCUAGAGGAGACAAAUGGGUUGGAGAGCUACUACAAGGUCAUCCAACGAGGUUUCAUAAUAUGUUUCGUUUGUCUCAAACAAUUUGUUUAGAUCUAUUGUAUGAAUUGGAAUGUAUUCAUCAUCUCCAUGGAUCAUCAAGAACAACAAGCAGAGAAGUCCUUGCGAUGGCUUUAUACAUUUUAUUGCAUAAUGAAUCAAUAAGGUUCACAUGUGAGCGGCUUCAACACUCUACUGAGACAAUCAGUAGGUAUUUCUCUAUUGGAUUGGAGGCUUUGGUGAAAUUUUCAUGUUCUGUGAUCAAGCCUAUCGAUCCUCAAUUUAGUGAUAUCUCAAGGAAUAUUUUGUAUAAUAAUCGAUAUAUGUCAUAUUUCAAGGACUGUAUUGGAGAAAUCGAUGGAACACAUGUGGAUGCUCGUGUUUUGAAUGCUGAGAAAGCUGCUUAUAUAGGAAGAUGUGGGUCAACGACGCAAAAUGUUAUGGCUGUAUGUGACUUCAACAUGUGCUUCACUUUUAUCAUGGCAGGAUGGGAAGGAAGUGCACAUGACAGUCGCAUUUUUAAAUUUGCAACUCUUAAUAGGCGUAAUAACUUUCCCAUGCCACCUCCUGGAAAAUAUUAUGUUGUCGAUGCUGGUUAUCCGAUGCAACAGGGAUUUUUGAAGCCAUUUCAAGAUACCAAAUAUUAUAUCCUUGAUUUUGAAAGAGGAAGCCAAUUAGUACGUGGAAGGAAAGAAACUUUUAACAAGAGACACUCUUCCUUAAGAGGUGUAAUUGAGAGAUCAUUUGGUGUUUGGAAGAAGAAGUGGGUCAUACUACGAGAUAUACUUACAUAUUCAUUUAAAAAACAAAUAAAAAUAGUGAUAGCAACCAUGACAUUGCAUAAUUACAUACGUCGACAUCCUAGUCGGGAAGACCCUGAUUUCAAUAUAUGUGAUGCGGACGGAACAUAUAUACCCAAGGAGGCAUAUGAGUAUAGAAUUGGGCAAUCAGUAGUAGAGAUGGAAGGGAAUGAUUUUAAUCGGGAGGUACGAGAUGUUGAAGGAGCAGAGGAGAUGGUAUAUUUACGAGAGAAAAUCACAGAUGCAUUGAUGGAUGAGAUGAAUUAGGAAGUUUUAUAUGUUUGAUAGCAUGUUUAGUUUUAUUUGAUUAAUUUUGUGAAUCAUAUGAUAAUAUAUAUAUGUGAAUAGUUGCAUUACUAUUUUCUUUUUUUAGUGAAUAUGGCAAGCUUCUUCAGGCCAACUGGUCAAUUUUAUUUGGAUCUUAUCUGUAUUUUUCUUUGCUUUCUUUUUCUAGUAAAAUGAAUCUUCUUUAGUAUGUAGAUAUCUGAAAUGCAAAAGUAUUGUUUCAAAUCCUAUAAAUAGAGAUUGUCAGUUUGUUCUGCUAUGCAGAAGUUAUGGGUGUUGUCUUUAUU
This is a messenger RNA of Dendrobium catenatum, 2559 nucleotides long. RefSeq lists its product as uncharacterized. The transcript has 3 exons. Lineage: Eukaryota; Viridiplantae; Streptophyta; Magnoliopsida; Asparagales; Orchidaceae. The record is from RefSeq and is a predicted model, not a curated record. The coding region runs from base 1019 to 2254 and encodes 411 amino acids.